UAAUAUAUUUUAAAGAUGAGAAGAAGUCCACGCCCUAUUUUUCGCAGCUGUACUGUAGGUGUGCUGUUCCUCCAUGACUCAUCCAGGCCUGCAGGGGGCGCUCUCGGCGGCGUGAGCGCUGAGCAGCCGGAUGUUGACAGGCCUGCUGCUGAGGCUGUGGCUGCUGCUAUCACGUUUCCUCCUCAGGCUGCACAUCUUACUAGAACUUUCCUGAACCACAAACAGAGCCACAGAAACGACAUGGCAACCGAGCGAAGCUUCACAGAUAGCUUCAUAGACGAAGAUCCACAGAGAGCUCUGCAGGCACUUAAUGAAGCCCUGCAAGGAGAGUCUGACAAUGCUGAGUGGUUCUGCCAGCGUGCCUAUGCUCACAUACUCCUCCAAAACUACAGCUGUGCUGUUGAUGAUGCCAAAAAAGCCCAGCAGUUACAACCCAGACUCCCUCUUGCCUUCAUGAGAACAGGAAUUGCAGAAUACCACCUGAACCACUAUGAGUCAGCACAUGCAGCGUUCACUCAGGGACACCAACUGGAUGUUUCUGACAAAUCAUUUGAGGUCUGGAUGAAACGGUGUGAGGAGAUGAUGGGGGAGACGACACAGCUCAGCAACGACAACGAGACAUCUACGGCUCCACCUGUGAAACAUGACUGGUACCAAACAGAGUCUCAAGUCAUCAUCACAGUCAUGGCUAAAAAUGUACCCCAGGACGGUGUGUGUGCCAACUUCAUGGAAAAAGAGCUCUCUUGUAUGAUACGUCUGCCGUCGGGGGAGAGCUACAACCUCAUCUUCAAUCUCCUGCAUCCCAUCAUCCCCCAACAGAGCAGCUUCAAGAUCCUCAGCACUAAGGUGGAGUUCAAGAUGAAGAAGACAGAUGCCAUCAGAUGGGAGAAGCUGGAGGGAGAAGGACAGGAGUCCAACAUCAAACACUUCAAUCCCAACCAGUACCCGACAUCGUCUCACUCCGCCGGUAAAUGGGACAAGGUGGUGGAGGACAUCAGUGAGGAGGAGAAGAACGAGAAGCUGGAGGGAGACGCAGCGCUCAACAAGCUCUUCCAGCAGAUCUACUGCGACGGCUCGGACGAGGUCAAACGAGCAAUGAACAAGUCCUUCAUGGAGUCAGGUGGUACAGUCCUGAGCACCAACUGGAAAGACGUGGGCAAGAGAAAAGUGGAAGUUAGCCCACCGGACGACGCAGAGCAUAAGAAGUACUGAGCACCUCCUGUCCCUAUCUCUCCCUGCUUUCACUUCUUCCCCUUCUUCUUUCUUCACUUUCGUCCAUCUUCCUCCUCUUCCUCCUCGUCCUCAUCUUCCUUGCAGCCCCUCAGUCAUGCUGUUGCUCCGUCCUUCUCACUAAGUGCAGGGAGCUUCAGUGUUCCCACUUUCUGUUCUUUGCCUACUCUCUGCAAUAACCAACAACCUUAUGGGGUCAAAUAACUUCCCUCAUCUCUUCAUUGGACUCGGUUUCUCUCCUCUGAAAGGCCCGUGGACUCAGAGAUUCAGAAGUGACUGACAGACGUGAACUUUUCAAUCUGCUUUUAGAAACAUCAUUCUUCUCUCCUCCUCCUCCUCUCUUUUCCUCCUGGUUGUUUCUCAGCCUUUCUUUUAAGGAGCCUUUUUAUGACUUCUGUUAUCAGCUCUUGUAUAAAACUGUAAAAUUGUUAAAAAUAAUACCAGUUAAAGUUUAAAUGAAGAUUCUGAUUUCAUUUCUUGGCUCUUCUCUGUUCACUCAGUAAAAAGUCAACAGCAAUACUGACUUGUCUGAGGUCUGUGUGACACGUCAGCCAGGGGCUUAUUACUGCUCGCUCCCUCAGUGUGAUUCAAGCUUCAGUGUAAAUAAAAGAUUUGUUGUUUGGCUCACAAA
This is a messenger RNA of Notolabrus celidotus (New Zealand spotty), 1861 nucleotides long. RefSeq names its product SGT1 homolog, MIS12 kinetochore complex assembly cochaperone (gene sugt1). Gene Ontology annotation, biological process: protein stabilization. The record is from RefSeq and is a predicted model, not a curated record. The transcript is spliced from 13 exons. Gene Ontology annotation, molecular function: protein-folding chaperone binding. NCBI's taxonomy places the organism in Eukaryota, Metazoa, Chordata, Actinopteri, Labriformes, Labridae. Bases 16 to 1212 code for a protein of 398 amino acids.